AUGCCUCGUCCCAAGAAGAGCUCUUCGGUGAGUAGAUCUCACCGUUCGACAUUAUCUUUGUCCAAGACCGAGAUCACCAUUCAUGUUUAUGAUCUACUGCCGCCCGGCCGAUUGUCGUCAGUAUUAUGGACAGUGGGCGCUUCACUUCUCCAUUCAGGCGUCGUCAUAAACGGGAAGGAAUACGCAUAUGGUGGACAUGACAAGCGGGGCCUCACUGGUGUGUACUGGACAAAACCGAAGACCGAACCGCCCGGAGGCACAUUCCGAUGCGAGAUCCUCCACGGAUUCACUCUUGCGACCGAGCAAGAGAUUGAGGCAACUCUUCGAGCUGCUUCCGACGAGUUUCUCGGCACCUCGUACAACCUUCUCACCAAGAACUGCAACCAUUUUACCUCAUAUCUGUGCAGGCGGCUUACGGGACAAUCAGGCCCAGGGUGGUUGAAUCGCGCUGCUAGCAUCGGCGUCGCACUACCUUGUGUUGUUCCCCGAGACUGGAUCGAGCCACCCGAAUAUGAUACAAGCGAAGGCGCACUGCUGGAUGAUUAUGACAAUUCGAACGAGACCACGGGCAUGCUGAAAUCAAUAAAUCCCCAUUUACUAACGGAUAGUAACGAUGACAGUGGAGAUGACGAUUGGAAUUCCGAGGAUGAGAGGAGACGCGGUGGUAGUGGUAAGGGCAAACAAGCGCUCCGCGAUACCGCCGGACGUCGCCUACCUCCGGCUGAGAGGGCACUGCGAUAA
Molecule: messenger RNA, 741 nt
Organism: Fusarium pseudograminearum CS3096
Lineage: Eukaryota; Fungi; Ascomycota; Sordariomycetes; Hypocreales; Nectriaceae
Exons: 2
Coding region: 1-741 (246 amino acids)
Biological process (GO): protein deubiquitination
Molecular function (GO): deubiquitinase activity
Source: RefSeq, a predicted model, not a curated record